Molecule: messenger RNA, 720 nt
Organism: Yamadazyma jaroonii
Lineage: Eukaryota; Fungi; Ascomycota; Pichiomycetes; Serinales; Debaryomycetaceae
Source: the annotation of a GenBank genome assembly
AUGUCUAAUACCGAAUCAUCAAGAUUAUAUGAGACCAUUAUUGAUGAAGUUAUUAAUGACUCCAGACAAGAUUUCGAAAAUAGUGGGAUUGAAGAAAGUACUUUACAAGAAUUAAAAAGAAUAUGGUGUGAAAAAUUAACACAAAGUCAAGUAGCUAAAUUUUCAUGGGAUAAUCAACCAACAUUUCAACAAAAUAUUUCACAUCAACCGUUUGAUAAUGAUAUUAAGUUAGAACAUCCAGAUUUAUUAAGUUAUAAUACUGGAUCAGUAAAUAAUGUUAUAGGAGAUAAUAAUGAUUUGGAUAUUCAAAUUCCUAAUAUGACGAGUUUUAAACAAGAAUAUGAUGAUGAUGAUAAUGGAUUAAUGUUACCAACAGUAACUCAAACUGAUGGAUCAAAUUUUGAAAUAACUUUAGAUAAUGAUAAUGCUAAAGAAUUCAUAAAUAACCUUAAGAAACUUAAAGGAGUUGAUGGGGUUUCUGAUGAUGAUAAUGAUUUAUUUAAUGAUUCAGAUGAUAUAAAUUCCGAAUUAGAUGAUGAUUUAGAAAGUGGUAAAAGUGAUGAUGAAGAAAAUGAUCAAGAUGGUCAUAUAAUGUUAUGUCUUUAUGAUAAAGUUCAAAGAAUCAAAAAUAAAUGGAAAUGUAAUUUAAAAGAAGGAGUGGCUAAUAUCAAUGGCAAGGAUUAUGUUUUCCAAAAAGCUACAGGGGAAUCAGAGUGGUAA